UAGUUCUCGUGGCAUGAUGGCGGAAGAAAGUGAAAAUGCGAAAUCCGUGUUAUUUUAUAAAUUAUUAGCCGCUGCCUUCUACGGGGGGAGUUCAUUCUUCAUAAUAGUUAUAAAUAAAGUGGUACUGACAUCAUACAAAUUUCCCUCCUUCCAGUUCCUGGGAUUUGGACAAAUGUUGUUCACAGUUAUUUUGCUGUUUAUUGGGAAGAGAGUGGGCAUCAUCACAUAUCCUGAUUUAUCCUUGGACAUUCCAAAAAAAGUGAUGCCACUACCUCUGAUAUACUUAGGAAAUACAGUACUUGGUUUAGGAGGAACACAGCGUCUCAAUCUGCCAAUGUUCACAGUGCUUAGGAGGUUUUCUAUACUCUUCACAAUGAUAGCAGAAUAUUGGAUUUUAGGUGUGAAAGCCCCACGUGUUGUGCAGUUUUCUGUGUUCAUCAUGAUAUUUGGAGCCAUGAUUGCUGCAAGCAAUGAUCUAAGUUUUGAUGUGAUAGGAUAUGUGUUUAUUUUCAUCAAUGACAUCUGUACUGCUGCUAAUGGAGUCUACACUAAGAAAAAGUUGGAAUCCAAAGAAUUAGGUAAAUAUGGGCUGCUAUACUACAAUGCUCUGAUCAUGAUCCUGCCAACAUUUACUAUAUGCUGGUAUACGGGAGAUUUACAAAAGGCAAUAGACUAUGCACAAUGGGGCAAUACUCUUUUCCUGCUACAAUUCCUGGCUUCUUGUAUGAUGGGAUUUGUUCUGAUGUAUUCCAUUGUUGUAUGCACACAGUUGAAUUCAGCUUUAACUACUACCAUAGUUGGAGUCUUAAAAAAUCUACUUGUUACCUACAUAGGUAUGGUCAUAGGAGGUGACUAUAUAUUUAGCUGGAUAAACUUCAUUGGCUUAAACAUAAGUGUUUCGGGCAGCCUAAUCUACACAUUCAUCACAUUUAGGGGAGGGAAACCAAAGGAUGAAUCAGCUGCAGCCCCUCCACCCACAGUAAACAAAG
Molecule: messenger RNA, 989 nt
Organism: Owenia fusiformis
Lineage: Eukaryota; Metazoa; Annelida; Polychaeta; Sabellida; Oweniidae
Source: the annotation of a GenBank genome assembly